GGGACUGACGUCAGUUGUGCGCCUGCACGUUCCGCCCGGCGGCCGGGCUCCUUCCUGGGAACUCUUGGAGUCGCUGGCAUGAAUCGCAGCCGCCAGGUGACGUGCGUGGCCUGGGUCCGCUGCGGCGUGGCCAAGGAGACGCCGGACAAGGUAGAGCUAAGUAAAGAUGAAGUAAAGCGCCUCAUUGCAGAAGCGAAGGAAAAGUUGCGAGACGAAGUUGGCAGCGACGAGGAAGAAGCGGGCGGAGAUGGCAUGCAGAGUGCCCGGACUCAGGCGCGGCCAAGGGAGCCCCCAGAGGAUGGCGGCCCCGAGGAUGACCGCACGCUGGGUGAUGAUGAGCUGGCCGAGUACGAGCUGGACAGAUACGACGAGGACGGGGACCCAGAUGCUGAGACUCUUGGCGAAUCGCUCUUGGGGCUUACGGUCUAUGGGAGCAAUGACCAAGACCCUUACGUCACUCUGAAGGAUACAGAACAGUACGAACGAGAAGAUUUCUUGAUCAAGCCUAGCGACAAUCUCAUAGUUUGUGGCCGAGCUGAACAGGAGCAGUGCAAUUUAGAGGUGCACAUUUACAACCGGGAGGAAGACUCCUUCUACGUGCACCAUGACAUCCUCUUGUCUGCGUACCCCCUGAGCGUGGAGUGGCUGAACUUCGAUCCUAGCCCCGAUGAUUCCACAGGAAAUUACAUUGCUGUGGGAAACAUGACCCCUGUCAUUGAAGUAUGGGACCUUGAUAUCGUGGACUCUUUGGAGCCAGUUUUCACGCUUGGAAGCAAGCUUUCUAAAAAGAAGAAGAAGAAGGGAAAGAAGAGCCCCCCCGUGGAAGGGCACACCGACGCCGUCCUUGACCUCUCGUGGAAUAAGCUAACCAGGAACGUGCUGGCAAGCGCAUCUGCUGACGGCACCGUUGUGCUGUGGGAUAUGUCCCUGGGGAAGCCCGCAGCCAGCCUCACCAUACACACAGACAAGGUACAGACUCUGCAGUUCCACCCCUUCGAGGCCCAGACGCUGAUCUCUGGAUCCUACGAUAAGUCCGUGGCGCUGUACGACUGCCGGAGUCCAGAAGAGACCCACCGUGUGUGGCGCUUCAGUGGGCAGAUCGAGAGGGUGACAUGGAACCCCUUUUCCCCUUGUCAUUUCCUGGCCAGCACUGAUGACGGCUUUGUGUACAAUUUGGACGCGAGGUCAGAUAAGCCGGUGUUCACACUCAACGCGCACAAUGAUGAGAUCUCCGGGCUUGAGCUGAGCAGUCAGAUCAGGGGCUGCCUGGUGACCGCGUCAGCAGACAAGUAUGUGAAGAUCUGGGACAUCCUCGGGGACAGGCCGAGUCUCGUCCACUCGCGGGACAUGAAGAUGGGUGUUCUCUUCUGUUCCUCGUGUUGCCCUGAUUUGCCACUCGUGUACGCCUUUGGGGGUCAGAAGGAAGGCCUCCGGGUCUGGGACUUCAGCACCGUCUCUUCAGUAAAUGAAGCAUUCGGGAGACGAGAGCGGCUGGUCGUGGGCAGCUCGAGAAGCUCAGCUGGUGGCGGCCCUUUGCAGGGCAGGAGCGUACAGACCCCGAUGGAGUCCUAGCGAGGCGCACGCCGCCUCAGUCUGUGUCCCUGACUGGGGCUGUGGAGGGCGGCUCCUUCUCCCUGGCUGCUGUCCCCUCUGCAGCUGGGCGCGGACACCCGGCCUUCGCACUCGCCCAUGUGGGUGCUGUUGGGUCCUGUGUUCCUUGAAAAAUGUUUUUAAACUGCUGCCUUCUUUAACAUCCUGUCACAAUAAAUCUAGGUUUUUAAAGUAGGUAA
Molecule: messenger RNA, 1790 nt
Organism: Octodon degus (degu)
Lineage: Eukaryota; Metazoa; Chordata; Mammalia; Rodentia; Octodontidae
Gene: Pwp1
Product: PWP1 homolog, endonuclein
Exons: 15
Coding region: 79-1572 (497 amino acids)
Biological process (GO): rRNA processing
Cellular component (GO): nucleus
Molecular function (GO): protein binding
Source: RefSeq, a predicted model, not a curated record